GAUAUGACGACAUGGGUAGACUGUCAAAGGGACCACAUCAACCAUCUGCAGGCGAGCGUCAGGAGAUCACAGAGACACUACGACACUCUAGAGCUUGGGGAAGAUGGACACGCACUGCAAAUUAACAUUUCGGUCACUGAAAACGACACGAGGCAUCGUGCGAAGCUACAUCAAGCAUCACCAGGAUAUUAAGACCAUCCUGACUAGUGAUGCACCUAUUUCUUCUCUGGUCGUGAAACUUGGAGCAUCAAAAUCUCCAAGUGGUGACGCUGGAAGCCAGACGUCCUCGUGGGGUCCCAUUGUCGACACACCGGAUACAAGCCUUGUCAUCGAGUCUUCUGAAGGCAGUAGGGAGCGCGACCUCUUCACUGAAGAGGUGAUUGACGUCCCAGACAUGAAUGAUGACUUGAUGAACUACACUGCGACCUCCCCUAGCGACCACACUGAAUGUGACCGUGGCUGCACGCCCCACUCGGAACCACAGCGGCCAAUGCAGACGAUUCCUCCUGCAGGAUGGGUCCCGACAGCACUAUUCGGACCGCCCAUGCCGAAGGCGCGGCCACCGAAUCCUCGACCGCCAACGCCACUUCCUCCUAGCGAGGAUGCUGCUGUCAACCAGGGUGAUGGCUCCGCUGGACGUUAUGAUUAUCCUCCUCCCGAAAAGCCCGGCGGGCCAGCACAUAAGGCGUCUGUACCACAAGCUCGCCGAUCAGAGCUUCGACCACCCACUCCAGAUGCAGCCCCUCAAGACAUAAUUGUCGAUCGGAAUGAUGAUUUGGGGGUACGCCAUGAAUACCGACCACCGAGGAAGCCACGGCGGCCGCCAAGAUCAUUGGAAUGGGUCAAGACAUGUGGGCAUUGUCGCACUCAUGGAAGGAGAUAUUGGAACGGACAGAGCUCCUGCACAAGCUUCACCUACCGUUUGCAUGUGUCAUUCCUGAUUCGCGUGCAAUGGGAUGGUAAGUAACGGUGAGAAACCGAGUUUUAGUGCAACAGAUGUGAUUUGAUGUAGGGCAGGUAUAUCAUUAUCUGGAUAUCAAGGGGCAAAUUACAAUGCGAUUUUCUCCCAGCACGUUUUGCGGCCUACCU
Exophiala viscosa is the source of this 1089-nucleotide messenger RNA. RefSeq lists its product as uncharacterized. The record is from RefSeq and is a predicted model, not a curated record. The transcript has 2 exons. The coding region runs from base 104 to 967 and encodes 287 amino acids. Lineage: Eukaryota; Fungi; Ascomycota; Eurotiomycetes; Chaetothyriales; Herpotrichiellaceae.